AUGCCACAUUCUCCACCUUCCAAGCCCUCGUCUGACAAAAGCGGUCGAGUUGCACACCUCUACCUGGAUGAAUCCAACUUCAAAAUCAGUGGUGCAAAAGCCGAAGAGAAGCGUCGCCGUCUUGACCCCAAAAGACACUUAGACUGGCAUUACGACAUCCGCAAGCUCAGAGGCAUCAUCCGCAAAGUCACCGGAAUGAAAGUCAUCAGUGUCUAUGGAUCUAACCUUCAUCGAGGUCGCGUAUAUCAAGAUCUUGUACUUCAUUCUUCCCGUUUAUUCAACUUUCAUCGGAAAGGAAAGGGAGGCGAGAAAAAGGUUGAUACGAACCUAGUCAGAGAACUUCCGCGCAAAGACCUUAUCGAACUUACACUUCUGGACAACUUCCUCGUCACUCUCACCAUGGCGAGGUCUAGUGUUCGUAUGUGGAAACUUCUCUUCCCUCGCAAUUGUGUUGUACUUCUCAACCCGUGGCAUGUUGUUGGUCAAUUGGUCGACAAGCUCGCUUCAUCCAACAUGUAUCUCAUUCAGAGUUUGAAUGAUGGAAGCCGGCCCCAUAAUGAUGUUGUGGUUUUGCCUCACAAAAGAGUUCGAGAUCCGGAUAUCCGACUUCGUUUCAUGCUAGAGGACUUCAAAGAGAAAGGGUUGAUUGCCAUGACUUUGGCUGAGUAUUCUCUUAGCUCACACCAGAUCAAGCUUUUUGGCUCUUAA
Molecule: messenger RNA, 708 nt
Organism: Fusarium proliferatum ET1
Lineage: Eukaryota; Fungi; Ascomycota; Sordariomycetes; Hypocreales; Nectriaceae
Exons: 2
Coding region: 1-708 (235 amino acids)
Source: RefSeq, a predicted model, not a curated record